AUCCCAUCUUCCCAGGCUGUGGCUCUCCCUCAUGGAUGCUCAGAUCCCACAUUCCCAAGGUCUUCUGUCUCUUGCCCAUGGAUUCUUGGAGAGCAUCUUUCCAGCAUCUGGCUCUCCCCUAUGGAUGCUCAGAUCCCAUCUUCCCAGGGUCUUCUGUCUUUAGCCCAUGGAUUCUUGGAGAGCAUCUUCCCAGGCUGUGGCUGUUGCCCACAGAUGCUCAGAUCCCAUCUUCCCAGGCUGUGCCUCUCCCCCAUGGAUACUCACGUCCCACAUUCCCAAGGUCUUCUUUCUCUUGCCCAUGGAUGCUUGGAGAGCAUCUUUCCAGCAUCUGGCUCUCCCCCAUGGAUGCUCAGAUCCCAUCAUCAUCCCAGGCUGUGGCUCUCCGUCAUGGAUGCUCAGAUCCCACAUUCCCAAGGUCUUCUGUCUCUUGCCUAUGGAUGCUUGGAGAGCAUCUUUCCAGCAUCUGGCUCUCCCCCAUGGAUGCUCAGAUCCCAUCUUCCCAGGAUCUGGCUCUCCCUCGUGGAUGCUCAGAUCCCACAUUCCCAAGGUCUUCUGUCUCUUGCCCAUGGAUUCUUGGAGAGCAUCUUCCCAGGCUGUGGCUGUUGCCCACAGUUGCUCAGAUCCCAUCUUCCCAGGCUGUGGCUCUCCCCCAUGGAUGCUCGGAUCCCACCUUCUCAGGAUCUGUCUCUUACCCACAGAUGCUCAGAUUCCACCUUCUCAGGAUCUGAUUUUCACUCAUGGAUGCUCAGAUCCCAUCUUCACAGGAUCUUCUAUCUCUCAGACCCCAUCUUUUCAGGAUCUGGGUUUAACCCAUGGAUGCUCAAAUCCCAUCUUCCCAAGAUCUGGCUGUCACCCGUGGAUGCUCUGAUCCCAUCUUCCUAGAAUCUGGUUCUCAUCCAUGGGUGGUCAGAUCCCUUCUUCUCAGGAUCUGGAUCUUGACCAUGGAUGCUCAGAUCCCAUCUUAGGAUAUCUCUCUUACCCAUGGAUGCUUGGAGAGCAUCUUCCCAGGAUGUGGCUCUUGCCUGUGAAUGCUCAGUUCCCAUCUUCCCAGGAUCUGGCCCUCCCCCAUGGAUGCUCAGAUCCCAUCAUCCCAGGCUGUGGCUCUCCCCCAUGGAUGCUCACAUCCUAUCUUCUCAGGAUCUGGCUCUCACCCAUGGAUGCUCAGAUCCCAUCUUCCCAGGAUGUGGCUCUCGCACAUGGACGCUCAUAUCCCAUCUUCCCAAGGUCUUCUGUCUUUCACCCAUGGAUGCUUGGAGAGCAUCUUCCCAGGCUGUGGCUCUCCCCCACGGAUGCUCAGAUCCCAUCUUCCCAGGCUGUGCCUCUCCCCCAUGGAUGCUCACGUCCCACAUUCUCAAGGUCUUCUGUCUCUUGCCUAUGGAUGCUUGGAGAGCAUCUUCCCAGCAUCUGGCCCUCCCCUAUGGAUGCUCAGAUCCCAUCUUCCCAGGGUCUUCUGUCUUUCGCCCAUGGAUGCUUGGAGAGUAUCUUCCCAGGAUCUGGCUCUCCCCCAUGGAUGCUCAGAUCCCAUCUUCCCAAGGUCUUCUGUCUUUCACCCAUGGAUGCUUGGAGAGCAUCUUCCCAGGCUGUGGCUGUUGCCCACAGUUGCUCAGAUCCCAUCUUCCCAGGCUGUGGCUCUCCCCCAUGGAUGCUCAGAUCCCAUCUUCUCAGGAUCUGAUUUUCACUCACGGAUGCUCAGAUCCCAUCUUCCCAAAGUCUUCUGUCUUUUGUUCAUGGAUGCUCACAUCCCAUCUUCCCAGGAUCUGGCUUUCACCCAUGGAUGCUCAGAUCCCAUCUUCUCAAGUUCAGGCUCUCCCCCAUGGAUGCUCAGAUCCCAUCUUCCCACAUUCUGGCUCUCUCCCACGGUUGCUCAGGUUCCAUCCUCCCCGGAUCUGGCUCUCCAUGCAUCCCAAGGCCGCUCGCGGUGACCCCUGGGGUUUCGACGCUGCCCGAAUCCCAAUCUGGAAGGCGAAGGAGCUCUGCCGGCUUCCAAACUGGUGGCUCCGAGCACCGCCUGCGCACAUCCUGCCUGACAUUAAUUAUUCAUUACCCCUCUAUAAAGUAUUUAUGCUCUGCCACGGCCCGGAGGGUCCUGAGCAGAGCCGAAUGGUUCCUCGGUGACUGCAGAUGCUUUGCCGGCGUUUGCUUUGGGCUCUUUCAUUUCAGGAGGAUUUUGGGGGUGAGAAACUGAAGCUUUUGGUGCGCAGGAUGUUCCCAGCAUCCCGGGGGUGGGAGAUCGGAUGCCGAUUGUGCCGUGGGUGCCCGGAGAAGCUGGAUGGACCCAUCCAGCCAUGGAAUCCCAAUUUUUGCUUUGGUUUCUUUUAUUUCAGUGGGGUUUUGGGGCAAGAAAUGAAGC
This is a messenger RNA of Cuculus canorus (common cuckoo), 2350 nucleotides long. RefSeq lists its product as uncharacterized. The coding region runs from base 946 to 2115 and encodes 389 amino acids. The transcript is spliced from 2 exons. NCBI's taxonomy places the organism in Eukaryota, Metazoa, Chordata, Aves, Cuculiformes, Cuculidae. The record is from RefSeq and is a predicted model, not a curated record.